Cornus florida is the source of this 848-nucleotide messenger RNA. RefSeq names its product extensin. The record is from RefSeq and is a predicted model, not a curated record. Bases 128 to 562 code for a protein of 144 amino acids. The transcript has a single exon. Lineage: Eukaryota; Viridiplantae; Streptophyta; Magnoliopsida; Cornales; Cornaceae.
UCUAAUAAGACCGUGCAAUAAGGUCAUUGCCUCCCCUCAGCCCACCCUCUUCUUACCGUCUUCUACAUCACUCUUUUUCAUCACUCUUGAUUCCAACACCUUUCUCUCUUUAUCUCUCUCUCUAAACAUGGCCUUAAAGCUCAACCAAUUCCUCUCUACCAUCCUCUUACUCUCAACAGCUCUCAAUUUUCCGGCGACGACGAAUUCGCAAACCGAGUGCCCAUAUCCAUGCUACCCGCCGCCAACAGGCACCGGAAAUACUCCGCCGGCAAUUACAACACCACCCUCCCAAACAGGGUCUUACCCACCUCCGGCUUUCUACCCUCCGCCGACCGGGAAUUUACCGUAUUACCCUCCACCACCUUAUUUUAUUAAUGGUGGUGGGGGUGGAGGUGGAGGCGCAGUACCUCCUCCUCCUGAGCCCAUCGUACCAUGGUUUCCAUACUACUACAGGAAGCCUCCUCACCAGGAUCAGUCUUCAUCAAGCUUUCUCCGAGGAUCGACGUCUGUGAUUGCAUCAACUACUCUUCUUGUUUUUUAUCUUAUUUUUUACAUUUUCUAAAUAGAGUGCAAAUUUUGGUGUCAUUAGGUGUCAUGCAUAUGAAAUCGGAAAAUUUAUUAGUGUUAGGGAUCGAUAAUAUAUUUUGAUGUUAUGUGAGAUGUUUUAUAUAUAAUAUAUAUAUAUAUAAAAUGAGUGUGAUGUUGUUUUUUUGGCAUAAAGGUCAAAUAAAUGGUGGUAUAAGUUUGUUGAAGAUGAUAAUGACCCCCAAAUAGUCUGACGUUUUUAUUUGGCAAUGUAGUUAAUAUAAUAUAUUAAUAUUUUAUAAUAUAAUUAACAUUGAGAUAUA